AGAUGUCACUCUCAGUCCAACAUUGCCUUCAAUUGCUUGACAUGUGAUCUGAAAGUCGCUAAACGUUUGCCAUUUGCUAUCAAUUCAAGUGUUAAUUCAAUUGUCAUUUGUAUUAAACAUUUCAAUCAUUGUGUGAUCUGUCGAUUAGAUUUGAAUUUAUAAGCCAUGAGUAAAGCACAUCCACCGGAGCUCAAGAAGUAUAUGGAUAAACGUCUGUCACUCAAACUGAACGGAAACCGACAAAUCAAUGGCAUUUUGCGAGGAUUUGAUCCAUUCAUGAAUCUAGUGGUCGACGAAGCGGUUGAAGAGACCCGAAAGGGAGAGAAGAUUCCCAUCGGAAUGGUUGUCAUUAGAGGCAAUGCUGUCGUACUUCUCGAGUCAUUGGAUCGGAUCUGAUGUCUCAUCACAUUCUUCAUCAUUUCGAUGCCAUUCUUUGGUCUAAAACUCUUUGAUUUAAUUAUAACUUAAUUUUCAUAUCAAUUACAUAUUUAAUUAAAAAUGAUUUGAUGUCAAGAAAUGGAGACAAAAGUAUUAAUUUUAAAA
Medioppia subpectinata is the source of this 543-nucleotide messenger RNA. NCBI's taxonomy places the organism in Eukaryota, Metazoa, Arthropoda, Arachnida, Sarcoptiformes, Oppiidae. The record is from the annotation of a GenBank genome assembly.